Zootoca vivipara (common lizard) is the source of this 2103-nucleotide messenger RNA. Lineage: Eukaryota; Metazoa; Chordata; Lepidosauria; Squamata; Lacertidae. The record is from RefSeq and is a predicted model, not a curated record.
CCUGGAAUUGAGGGAACUAUCUUGCUUGCCUCUUGCAGAUGAAGCUUUUGAAGAUCCUCCCUUGGCGUCGGGCUGUUCUGGCCGUGGUCCUGAACCUGCUGGCUCUCAGCCUUUCCACUACAGCCCUGCUGGGCAGUUAUUGGUGUGUGGGGACACAGAAAGUCCCCAAGCCUUUGUGCGGGAAGACUAAGAACACCAAGUGCAUCGGUGCCCCCAUGCCUCCUGACGGAGGGGCCAGCAAUUCCUCUGCGCCCUCCCAAGAUGUGGUGCACUAUAGCUGGGAGACCGGGGACGACCGCUUUGCCUUCCGGUACUUCCACACAGGCAUGUGGCUUUCCUGUGAGGAGAACAUCGAAGGCUCAGAUGAGAAAUGUCGCAGUUUCAUUGAACUUUCACCACCAGCAGAGAGAGGCAUUCUCUGGUUGUCGCUUGGAUCAGAGAUGAUUUACAUAAGCUUGCUGCUCAUUAGUUUCAUCCUCCUGCUGGUGGAUAUGUUGUACACAGGGAACCCAGUUUGUGGGCUGAAGCUCAAUGCCUUUGCUGCUGUCUCCUCUGUCUUGUCAGGCCUACUGGGGAUGGUGGCUCACAUGAUGUACAGCCAGGUUUUCCAGGCAACUGUUAACAUGGGGCCAGAGGACUGGAGACCGCACUCAUGGGACUAUGGUUGGGCCUUCUAUAUGGCCUGGGCCUCCUUUACUUGCUGCAUGGCCUCUGCCGUCACCACCUUGAACACAUACACCAAAACCGUGCUGGAGUUCAAGCGCAACCACCAGAAAGGCUGCGACGGGAGCCUCAUGGUAGACCAGUCCCAGCACCACCAGUGCUUCUUCCCACCUCAGUACCAACAGCGAGAGCCACUGGGCGGCUUCUACCCGCACCGAGACAAGCCGCUCCACUCCGUCUCCGAAGGAGUCGCCUUCUACUCGGAGCUGCAGCAGAAGGUGCUGCAGAGGGAGCCCGACCUAGAGAUGAACGAGGUCCUGGGGAAAUCUGGCGGGGAGGAUCCCUGUUAGGAUGGGGGGAGAGAGGGCUUGGUGGGACAGUCAAAAAAGAGAGAGCGCUCUAAAUCAAGCUUUAGCCUCCUCCCCUCGAGGUUCUUGCUUCUUUUCAUUUGCUCUGCUGGGGAAUAAUUCAAUGUGGGUGGGAGUUAGGCAGUCACUGACAUGGAUGCAUCUGACCAUAGGAACCUGCCGCUUUCCAUCUUGCUCAGCGCUGUCUGCACACACUGGCUGGCAGCAGCUCUCCAGGGUUUUAAAUAAGGAUAUUUCCCAAAGGUACCUGGGGGUGCCAGGGACUGAGACUGGGCCCGCCUGUCUGUGCUCUGCCACUAUGAGCCAGAUAUGAAAUGGGAUGUUAUCCAGGCCUUUACAUUGGGACUGGGUUUUAAAAUGCACAAAUAGCCAUGGAGGGGAAUCAAAUGGGGACAACGAUGUAGGGGAAGGGGGCUUGAAGCCUUUGCUGUGGUCACAGUCUCACUCCAAAUCAGGGGGGCUUAAUGCUUGCUAUUUGCAACGGGGAGGAAAGCUCUUGUUCCCAAUAGAAGCCUUCCUCCCACUGCAAAUAGCAGGCAUGUGAAUUUAGAGUGUGACGAUGGCAGCAGCAAAAGCCACCCCACCAGGCUACGAUUACCAUCUGGACCUCCCUUGUCCCCCCGUCCCCCCCCGGGCCGAGCAUCCUCACCAUUUAAAAAAUAGCUCGUGUGCCUGCUGUAUUCUAACAACAGGAGUACUAUCACAUCCAGCUUGGUCCUGAGGAGCUGCAGGGCACUGAAGCUCAACACUGCUGCACAGCAGGAAGUGUUUGAACCACAGAAGAGAGUGACAGCAUCUAACCCUGAUGCAAAGGAAACUGCAAUGUGCACAGGACUUGGCAUGCUAAUUAAACAGCACAAUCGAAUUUCCUUGCUUAUUUGCGAUUGUAAAUCACUUUUCUAGAGGGAAAUAUUGCAGGGUGGUAAACCUUGAUGCCAAAUGCAGGUGUAUGAAGAAGGCAUUGACAUUCCUGCCUUAGAUUCAGCGAGGUCCACUCUGACUAGUUUGAUCUGUUGAAACACGGCAGCGCUGGCCAGCAUUUGGAUCAUAAUAAAUCAAAUUCCUGUUUAAA